UCAUUGAAGGGCGUUAGGUGGCUAAAGGUUACCAAGUUCAUGGUUGUUUGACUGUUUGGUCCUUCUAAGUCCGAUGUCAUGGAUUUACCUUUCGACUUCCAUUUAUCCAUUGAUUGUUGUUUUCUAAAAAUGGUUUUGAGAUUUAAUUGUUUUAAUAUGUCUAAGGAUAGUAGUUUUGUUUUAAGUUGUGGAAUCUUCCAUUUUUAUGGUUAAGCAUAAAGUAGGCUAGAAUUUUGUGGGGUUUUUGUAGUUUUGCUUUGUUUACCGUCCUGAAGGUAAGAUCCGUCUAUCCUCAGUUAAUUCAUGCAUCCAUGUCACAGGUUCACCACGGCCUAUAUGCUCUUGGCUUGUCCAUAAGGGGCUUUGGGUGGCUAAUGGUUACUUGGUUCUAGGGUUUUUAGUCAUUCUGGUUCAAGGUCAUGGAUCUAUUUAUUGGCUUCCAUUUAUCUAUUGAUCGUGGUUCUCCUGGGGUUGAGUUUGAUCAUUCAGAAUUGGCUUCUUUCUCUGUUCGGUUUAUCUUUGGUGAUGUAGGUUCAAUCGUUCUGCUCUGCCAACGAAUCUUGGAGGCUCGUUGAUUUCAUUUUGCGAUGAUGUUCCGACUAUUGCAGUCCUGAAAGGACUCCUUUGAGCACGUAGAAGUAAGUACCGUUUGUUAUGAACUGGACCGAUUAAACAAUGGAAGUAAUAUCCAGGAGAUAAGAACAAGUGGCUGAUGAUUCAAUUAACAACAAAAAGGAACAGUUUCUCCUAAACAGAACUCUGGAUAAUUUUCUGGAUGAUCCUUCACUCUCACUAACUCCCUAUUCAUUCACAGCCGUAACAGAUUCUAGGAUCAAAAUUCCCCAACUACCUGUUCUAGAAUAUUACUCCUACUAUUGGGCCAGUGCAUAACACGUUUCUUGAUGCUUAUGAAUAAAUUUUGCUUGAUCAAAUCACAAAAUACUGUUUCUAGGAGUUGGCGAUUGAAUGCAGGCGUGGUUUUGUUGCCAUAAAAUGAACUGAACCCAUCCAAUUUUCUAAGGAAUGUGGUUUAUCAGGUUUUUUCACUGGUUUCUUAAUUUAUGCUACUUGUUAAAUUUACCUCAAAAGAAAUAGAUUAAUGUCAUUAUGUAAGAUGUGCUUAUGGUAUUAUGUUAUGUCACAAUUCUGCAGGAUCAUAGCCAAAUGUUGAGAUAACUCUUGGGUAUUUCAACUGUAAGACAGAUGAUUGUAUUUUUAGAAAAUAUGUGUUUCACACUGAUCCUCGUGGUUAAAAAAUGCAGUGUUCUGAUGAAUCAUUUGGAUAUUAAAAGAUUUCUACUACAAUGUCAAUAUUUGAGCGAUUGGCUCUCUCCAGUUAUGUUCACAAACUAACUGAUGACUUCAACUACCAUAACCUCCCCUGGUUAUGCUUCUCCUCCACCGACUUAACCAUCUACUCCGACGUGUAACCACUUGUGAAUCAAAAGGACCAUUCUGCCUUCCCUACUUCUUGAGUUCGUAAAACAUAUAUGUGGCUUACUAUUACCUGCCCGCCAUACAUCCACCUUGUCUCCAACUCCAUAUGUUUAUUCAACUAUGUUGGAAUAAACUUGUAUGAAUGACACGACCCAAUAGCUCUCCGUAAUUGAGAAACAUGAAACACCUAAUGGAUCUUAGUUUUUGGCUUUUUGCUGCCACCACUACUCCCUCUGUGCACAAGACUUGAAAUGGUUUAUGCUUGAAAUGGUCCAUAAACCGGGCUGCUAGCUUCACUCCUUUUUCCCUCAAGGAAUUUUGUCUAUACGGUCACAAGUUAAAGAACACCAACGAUCCACUAUAAAUUGGACAUCUUUCCGAUGCUUAUCCGCUUGUUGGUUCACUCAGUUAAAGAACACCAAUGAUCUGCUUGUUGCUUUAUUUUCCGUCGUUUAAUCAAACAUUAUACUCUUGCUCAAUGUUAUUAGCAUGUAGCAUACCACUCAAAUAURUGAUGUCUUAUUGGUUUCAUUAGUUUUGUUAACUUAUACCGUUGCUAUUUCACAAUUGUUCGUGAGACUUGUAUGCUAGAUGCAGUAAGAGGCUUCAUUUAAAAGUCUAUUUUUUGGCUUGUUUGUCAUACAUGUUUGUUUACAAUCGCAUUUUCACAAUUGUCGCAUUUAAAAGUUGAAUUCUAUGCCAAGUGUUGGAAUUCUGAAAUUGAUUGAAUGGACUUCAUUUAUAUGGACAUAAUACAUCAACCACACUUUUCCUUGUCUGCCGUUUGAGAUGCGUAUCUUUUUUUCCCCUCAGCCUCUGUACAGAGAACUUUAUACAUUGAACCCUGCAACGUUUUUCGUCCACUCCUUUGUGAAGGCAUUCAGUGCCAGUGAUAAGAAUAAAGAUGAAAGUAUUAGAAGCAUAGUGUCUGAACCCACUCCAGGAGUCUAUACGUUUGAUAUGCUGCAGCCACGUUUCUGUGAAAUGCUGCUAAGCGAGAUAUUAACUAGCUCUGUAAAUGUCAUCUUGUCAUUGGGCGUGAAACACCCAACUUUUCCUGUAGUUUAGUUGUUAUGCUUUCUUAUCAGGUUCUGAUUGCUUAGGUAGAAAUUUUUUAAAAAUGGGUCCAUGAAACAAAGUUCAGAAUCAUGCGACCAAAUACAAUGAACAAGUAUGGUGCCGUUCUUGAUGACUUUUGGCAUGGAAUCCAUGCUUGAGAAGUUGAUGGAAGACUUCAUACGACAUAUCUCAAAAAUUUUCUUCCCUGACGUUGGAGGAUAUUCUCUUGAUUCCAAUCAUGGAUUUGUGGUUGAGUACGGAAUGGAUAGAGAUGUCGAAUUGGGUUUUCAUGUGGAUGACUCAGAAGUAACUUUGAAUGUAUGCUUGGGCAAGCAGUUUACUGGUGGGGAGUUAUUUUUUAGAGACGUGCGAUGUGAGAAACAUGUGAAUAGCGAAACACAUCCCGAGGUAUGUGGACAUUUUUUUUGUUGCGCUAUAUGCAUCUUUGAGUAAGGUGUUAGCUAAAACCUUACCUUUUCUUGAGAUUAUUUUUUAGAAGUGGCAUUUCUUUCAUUCCAUGUUAAUAUUUUUUUGAGGCGUGCGAAGUGAGAGACAUGUGAAUAACGAAACACAUCCUGAGGUAUGUGGACAAUUUUUUUUGUUGCACUAUAUGCAUCAUAA
This is a messenger RNA of Cynara cardunculus var. scolymus (artichoke), 3117 nucleotides long. RefSeq lists its product as uncharacterized. The coding region runs from base 2611 to 2949 and encodes 112 amino acids. NCBI's taxonomy places the organism in Eukaryota, Viridiplantae, Streptophyta, Magnoliopsida, Asterales, Asteraceae. The transcript is spliced from 3 exons. The record is from RefSeq and is a predicted model, not a curated record.